Molecule: messenger RNA, 4225 nt
Organism: Hemicordylus capensis (graceful crag lizard)
Lineage: Eukaryota; Metazoa; Chordata; Lepidosauria; Squamata; Cordylidae
Gene: RHPN2
Product: rhophilin Rho GTPase binding protein 2
Exons: 15
Coding region: 226-2283 (685 amino acids)
Biological process (GO): negative regulation of stress fiber assembly; signal transduction
Molecular function (GO): protein binding
Source: RefSeq, a predicted model, not a curated record
GGUGGACCCCUAGGCAGGGCAGCCCGGCCGCGGGUUGGUCCAGCCACUCUUCCCCUGGGUGGGGAAGCCGGAGGAGGCGGUGGCUGCGGUCGUCCGGCUGGACAGCCCUGCAGUCCUAAGCAGGGUGCGACAAGGUGCGCUCCGCCGCCUCGACGCGCUCUCCUCGCGCAAAGCGCAGGCUCAUCCCAGCUGCUGCCGCCGCCGCCGCCGCCACCACCCCCGGAGAUGACCGACACGCUGCUGCCGCCUUCGGGCUGCCGGCCCCCGGACCAGACAGGAGACUGCUACUUCCGAAAGGGAUGCAACCCUCUUGCAGAGACGGGACGGAGCAAACUGCAAAAUCAAAGAGCCCUCCUGAACCAACAGAUACUGAAAGCAGUGAGGAUGAGAGCUGGCGCAGAAAACCUUUUACGAGCAACAACCAGCAACAAAGUGCGCGAACAGGUGCUUCUCGAGUUGAGUUAUGUAAACUCAGAUCUGCAGAUCCUCAAGGAAGAGCUGGAAGGACUCAACAUCUCUGUAGAGGUUUAUCAGAAUACAGAGCAGGCUUUUAGCAUUCCUCUGAUUCCGCUUGGCCUGAAGGAGACCAAGGAUGUUGACUUUGCAGUCCCUCUGAAGGACUUUAUUUUAGAGCACUACAGUGAGGAUGGAUUGGAAUAUGAAAAUGAAAUUGCAGAUCUUAUGGAUCUGCGACAAGCCUGCCGUACUCCCAGCAGAGAUGAAGCUGGAGUUGAGAUGCUGAUGAGCUAUUUUGUUCAGCUCGGCUUUGUAGAGAGCCGAUUUUUUUCACCCAGCAGACAUCUGGGAAUUUUAUUUACUUGGUAUGACUCCUUUACAGGUGUUCCUGUCUGCCAGAAGAACUUCUUGCUUGAAAAAGCCAGUAUUCUGUUCAAUAUUGGAGCACUCUACACACAGAUUGGCACGAGGUGCAACCGGCAGACGCAGGCUGGGCUUCAAAAGGCGGUCGAUGCUUUUCAGAGAGCUGCAGGAGUUCUAAAUUACCUGAAGGAGACCUUUAUUCACACCCCAAGUUAUGACAUGAGCCCUGCCAUGCUGAGUGUGCUAGUGAAGAUGAUGCUUGCUCAGGCUCAAGAAUGCAUCUUUGAACAAAUGUGCCUUCCUGGAAUCCGGAAUGAGUUUUUCACACUAGUGAAGAUGGCCCAGGAAGUUGCUAAGGUUGGAGAAACAUAUAUGCUUGUAAAUACGGCAAUGAGUCAGGCACCGGUCAAGGAGAACAUCCCUUACUCGUGGUCAAAACUGGCCCAAGUCAAGUCGGACCAUUUCAGAGCUUUGGCGCAUUACUUCGUUGCAACUAUUCUGAGCGAUCACCAGUUACGUCAAAAUGAUGAUGAAGACCAACAGGAAAAGGCCUUCUCUCAGCUGUAUGACCACAUGCCAGAAGGGGUGAAGCCCUUAGCUGUUUUAAGGGACAGAGGUCAGCGCAGACAACUUGGAAAAGCCCACUUGCAAAGAGCGGUUGUUUAUCAUGAAGAAGCCCUCUGGGUCUGUGGGUUAUGCAGAAAGCUUCGAAAUAUAGAGAACCUCCAGGAGAUUCUGUCUGUUGCACACAAGCGAUCCCUUGUCAAAUAUUCGCAGCAGGAACAGGAAGAUGACUUCUUGAGUUUGGUGCAGGCUCCUGACAUCCUUCCUAAGACAGACCAUAAAACAGAAAUGAUUGGUCCUGUGUUCUCCAAGGUGAAAGUCAAAGACUUCUUUGAAAGGCUGGGCCCACUGACCGUGUUUUCAGCAAAGCAGAGGUGGACUGCCCCUCGCACAGUUCGUUUCCACACUGAAGCUGAGGGUCUGGGAUUUACGCUGAAAGAAGGCCCACCUGUGCAUGUCCACGGUCUCGACCCAGUUUGUUCUGCAGCACUGGCAGGAUUGAAAGAAGGCGAUUGUGUUGUUUCUGUCGGAGACCUGGAGUGCAAAUGGCUGGGAGCGAACGCGGUCUUAGAAAAGUUCAAAAGCCUGAGAGAGCAGGAGAUUGAAAUCCAGGUGAUCAGCUGUCAGGAGUCAACUGCUUCCAUGCAUAACAAAAGUGCAACUUACUCUGCGGGAAUGCAGAAAACGUACUCUUUGAUCUGUUUGGCCAUGGAGGAAGAUAAAACAGACGAGUCCAAAAAAGUGGCUCCUAAACUGUCCUUUUUGAGUUGGGGAACAAAGAAUAGGCAGAAAGCAGCCAGCACACUCUGUCUUCCUGCAAUCGUCUCUGGAAACUCCCCUAAUAAGAAGAAACUUGUGUCUCCCUUUACACUCUUGGGUACAGACAGCUCGUUGUACUAAGGCUUGAAAAGAAGCCUUCUCUGACUGUGUGCCAUACAUCUGGAAUGCAACUGUGUCAAUCUGGAGUGACUCCAGUUUUAAGCAACACAGGCUCAAGUCUAGCUGGCACCAUGUAAUUUUUAAGGAUCCUGUACAGUUGGAGAAAGGAGGUCUUGCCGGGAGAGAUUUGGGAGUCCACUGCAGAGAACACUACUACUUUACAUGGCUACUGGAUUCCUCUGAAAUUUCUGUAUGCGUGUGUGUCCUAAUUAUUACCUAACUUGUAAAACUAUAAACCACAUUGUUUCUGGUGUGUGAUCUGUGUUAUAGUACUGUCACUACGAAGGAUUUUUUUUUAAAAAUAUCAGUUUAUAAUGCUGUUAAUUUACAGCAGUUAUCAAUGAUGGACAGCAAUGUAAAUGAAAGUAGAUUGAAGGGCAGGAAAGAUUAGGAAAACAAUAUAUAUUUUUUGAGAUGGAGGUAACAGAACUGUGGGAUUAUUUACUUACUGCUUACAUUACUGUGAUUCCACUGAAGUCAAUAGGAUUAUAAGAGAUCAGUAGCUAAGAUCUUUCUAAUUGAAAUAUCACUCAAUAACCUGGUGAGAGUUAAAAACACUUGGGCCUAGACAACCUCAACAGAGGUUCCACUGAUACAGAGGUAGACAAAUCUACAACUGAAGAACAUAAUCACAUCACCUAGAGCACCUUUUAAGCCUUAGAGCAAAAGAGCCUUCUCUUUCAAUGGUUUCCUUCCACAGCACUAUUUAAAGGGUGCCAAUUUUGUGGGAAAGGCUAUAUUCUCAGACCCAUUUGUGUGGUUGUGGACUAUGAAUGCUACAGCCAUGGAAAGCAUCUCUCACAGUGUUGAUGCUGUGACACGUAGAAGGCACACUGAUUUAAAAUAACACCCCUUUAAACCCUAGAAAAAAGGGUAUUGCAAUCCUAAUAUUUCAGAAUGAAGCUUCUCCUCGUUUGCUACAGUAUCGCUCCUUGCAUCUGAAGUGGAACAAUAAUUAUUGUGAAAAUGUGAAGGUGGCAAUUGGUGGGAGCAUUUUAAAACUUUGAAUUCUAAGUUGGAGUACAUUGAAACUCUAACAGCAAAGUGGAUGUGAUGGUGAUGGGAAUAAAGGAGCUUCUCUUGGACCAGAUAAGCUCUAAUGCUUGCCGGGUUUCAUUUUUAAAUACAGAUAUAGUUCAGUUACAAUCUAAAAAGGCUGCUUCCCAUAGAUUUUUUUCCAUAGUGCCACCAUGUCUAGUAUUAAGUCUUGUUCCAAAGAGCUUACAGUUACAUUACAAGCUCCUUCCUGAGAGAAAUAAUUUAGGAAUACAUCAAUGAUUUAGGAACUCAUCCAACAGGUAAUAUGGCAUUUCUGUGUUUUGUUUUCUUUUUGUAAUUGCUGCUGUACUUUCUGUUCAUUUUAAAAGUUGCGGGUUGCUAACACAGUAGUGUUAGACUGAAAUGUUGUCUACAGGGUAGAUCUUAUGUUUUUUAAAGUGGAUUAAAUCCUCACUGCAUUUUUCCUGGUGAAGAAACAGGCUUCUAGCUGCAGUAGAGUUGGGAUUACCAUCUUUGAUAGGAAAUUCUAGAAAAUACGUUUUGGAAAACUAUUGGAAGAUCUUGAACAUCUGCUUUUGGGUAUCAACUCUUGUUUCUUUUAAGGAUUUUGUGUUUGGGAGGAUAGAUGUAAUAUACAUUUCUUAAAGUUUAAUUUAAAUGAGUUUUGCAGCCAUCUACUGGUGAGGAGCCAUAUGUUUUCCAUUUGAAUAAAACAGGAUGAGACAGUAGAAAUCUUCUUUACUGUUGACGUUUUAUCUAAACUCACUUGACUUUAUAUUUACCUCUCUGUGAAAGGAAAAAUUGUAAACAGCAGAUACUCCUUGAGGGAUUUUUUGUUGUGCAAUAUCUGAACUGACAUUUUGGAAUCAACCCUAAUGUGUAAUAAAACAAGUGUAGCAAGGCA